GGACGAUGAUGACAUCAACGAUGUGGCUUCCAUGGCGGGAGUCAACUUAUCGGAGGAGAGCGCUCGUAUCAUGGCUACCAGCUCUCAGCUUGUCGGCAUGGUGACUCGGUCCUGUGUAGACGAGACUUUUCUUUCUGUCUCCUCGCUCACUCAGAUAGCUCUGGAAUUUGGUAAGAAGUUUGGCGUCAACAAGUUGGGCACAAAUGUGAUCAACUACAUAUCCCAAGCUACACAGCAACGGCUGCGGGUCCUCUUGGAAAAGGCGUCGCAUGUGGCGCAGCAGAAAAAUACAAGUUUUAAGGAGGACGUGCAGUAUGAGCAGGUCAGCAACGUGAGAGCACAACUCAAGUUUUUCGAGCAGCUGGAUCAGAUGGAGAAACAACGGAAGGAUGAAGAAGAAACGGAGAUGCUCAUGAAGGCUGCCAAGUCUAGGUCGCGACAAGAAGACCCCGAGCAGCUCAGACUUAAGCAGAAGGCCAAAGAGAUGGAGCAGCUAAAGGAGGCUCAGAUCAGGCAGAGAGAAGCCAACCUAACAGCUCUGGCAGCAAUUGGCCCGAGAAAAAAACGGAAAGCUGACUCUCCGGUCAGGGGUGCGACUGCCGAGGGUGCUGGGUCAGGACCUUCCCAGCCUGGGGGCUCAAGUGGAGCAGGCUCCAGACAGUUCACGAGACAGCGGAUCACAAGAGUCAACCUCCGGGACCUGCUCUUCUGUCUGGAGAAUGAGAAAGAGACCAGUCGCUCGCAGCUCCUUUAUAAAGGCUUCCUCAAAUAGUACCUGGAUUAAAGUAACUCGUCUCCGGCAGGGACAUUAAGGAAGCAGAGCAGAGCUCUCCGCCUUCCAGAUUUUCUUUGAUCUGUUAAAUUAUAAGACGUGGCUGCAGGAGAAUUAUCUGCAACACAAAGGAGACUUUACCAGCUUCCUCAGGCACUGGCCUUUUGUGUUGUAAUUGAUGAGAAGGAGCAAAUAUUGGCCUUGACUUGAGCACACCUCCCACCUCAGUUUGCUCUGCUGAUGCUCGUUCCACCUGACUCCACGUGUCUCACGUGACACGGAUCCUUUCAGUUACUAACCUUAUUUCUUGAAUUGCCUUCUUAACCAGACAAGCCAUAUGCUUUGAAUGUGUUGAUUUAUCAAUCCAGCAGUAUUCCCCAGAGUUCUAGGAUGGGUGCUUUAAUGUUUUAUUUGUCUUUUUGUUUAUUUAUGUCACAUUCAGGCGGUGUUAGUUGGCAUCAGUGGAAAAAACAAUACAAAUUCACACUGGUUGAUUUUUGUUCUGACUGCCACAUUUUCUACACUUUAAAUGCUUUUCAUUCCAAUUCUUUUUCUGGAGCAUACUAUACAGUAUGCAUAUUUUUAUAAGAGAAGGUAUCAUAGUGUAUAUAAGGUAAUUCUUGGGUAAAAUUCUUCUGGUAAGGAUAUGAUAGAUCCCCCUCUAAAACAAAAAUAAGUCUUACUUUUUAUUAAAAUUUUUUUGUAAAGAAAUCUGAGCUGCUAUGUUAUAAUUUAAAAAGAGGAACUUGUGAUGUCCGGGCUGCAAUCGUGCUGUAUUAUUGCACCAGAGUUUGAAUGAAAUAAAUAAUAAAAUAACUCCAAUAUUGUCGCUGA
This is a messenger RNA of Austrofundulus limnaeus, 1606 nucleotides long. RefSeq names its product transcription initiation factor TFIID subunit 4. The record is from RefSeq and is a predicted model, not a curated record. Lineage: Eukaryota; Metazoa; Chordata; Actinopteri; Cyprinodontiformes; Rivulidae. Gene Ontology annotation, biological process: transcription initiation at RNA polymerase II promoter; DNA-templated transcription. Gene Ontology annotation, cellular component: transcription factor TFIID complex. Gene Ontology annotation, molecular function: DNA binding; RNA polymerase II general transcription initiation factor activity; protein heterodimerization activity.